UCUAAUGUACAGUAUGUAUGAAAAAGGCCUCUGCAUCUCUUUUGUAUGCAUCACAACGUUGAUUAUUGAAAAAAAUGUGGAUAUUGGCUCUAUAUAUUUUUUAGUUUAGCAAUAUUUGCUAUACGGUCCCUUUGACUACAAAUCCAAUGUAUUCACAUUUUCCAUCCGUAACUAUAAAGUCUCUCCACCCUUGAUUCCUGUCACGUUCGGAAGUUGUUCUCCCUUCAAAAGAAGCCAAAUCCAAUGUAUUCACAUUUUCCAUAGAUAACUAUUUUAAAGUCUAUCCACCUUCGCUUCCUGUCACUUUCGGAAGUUGUUAUCCCUUCAAAAGAAGAGCAUGUGUUAAUAUCAGGAAAGAAAAGCAACAUAGAUAAAUAAAGGUUAACAAAUACGAAAUGUUGUGCCCAUUUUGUCCGUUUAAUAAUACAUAAUAAGGGUUGUUUAGUAAUAUACAUGUAUUUGAGCUUUAAACCAGGAUUAUUUUAUUUUGCCGACUUCUCUUGACCUAGUUGCCGGACAUGGAGUCUGCGUGUGCGGGGGGCGGGGGGAGUCUUUUCCGCUAGCUUUACACAAGCUAGCUUGUUGAUAAGGACAUACUUAAGGACCAAAUCUAAACUUUUUUUUUUAAAUCUCGCAGUAAUAGAAGCCAAGAGUUUGGGAAAGAGCUAGACGCUGUUUGCGGAGGAUGUCUUCAACAUUACUUUACAACCAGGACAGUGCCAUACGCUUCAAGAAAAGAAAAGCCCGUUUCACAUUCAGCGAAGUCCACAUACUUUUGGAUGAAGUGCGGAAACAUCGCUCUGUGGUUGUGGGCAAAUUCAACCGUGGCGUGCCGACAGACAUGAAGAAGCGCACUUGGGCAGAAAUCACGGCCCGCGUCAAUGAAAUUGGCGAAUGCCAGCGAGAGGUCAUCGAGGUCAUCAAGAAAUGGUCCGACCUAAAGUGUGACACGAAGCGGAAGGUGGCCGCCAUGCGGUCGGGCAAAGUGCCAAACCGUGGCCUCAACUCUCGCCUCUCCAAAGACCUGAAUCAAACUGAGAAAAUAGUACACCAGAUCCUGGAGAUGGAUCAGGAAGAUGAGAUCAGCAGUGACUUUGGUCCCUUGGGCGAUGAUGACGACGUGCCAGAGGAAGAAGAAAUGGAAGACGAGGACAUGGUUGGAAUGCAGAGUUCUCCCAACGGGGACAUGUCACAACCUGCGUUUGAUCUGCAGUUUGAAUUACCCACUACAGACGAGUGGGAAGAUGACCCGAAAGAUGACGCGCUGCCUUCAAUUCCCGCAUCUAAGCCGACAGGGGAUCACAAAGGAAACAACGGCCUCCAGAGACCAGGACAAUCUCAUAUUCCCUCAGGCGGGUCAACAUCCACGUCCUCGCACUCGACGACACAGUCCACCAUCAACGCGCGAGAAAGCAUGCUACAGAACGCCUCGCUCAGCCUCCAGGAGCAGCACGCCACUAACAUCUUGAUGGAGACAGUUUCCCGCUCUCUGGAGCUGCUGUCCGAGUCGGUGCAGCAACUGGCGGAGACUCAGCAGGAAUUUGUGCGCGAGUCCCUGCGGCUCCAACGGGAGACUGUCCAGGUUCUUCGAGACUUCACAGGUGGCGCCAUCACUCUCAUGCAUGACAAGCUAAACGGGCGACCUGCAGUAUAGCAUGAAGGUGCCAGCCGGGCGUGUUGGAGUUGAAGACCUGACUUUAAACGUGGCCUUCAGCCACUGAAACCUUCUAAUUCCUUUUGGAUUUUACACUGGUUACUGUUCUUUUCGACAGUACUCUUCCGUGGUUGUGCUUUAAAACAAAAAAUCAUGAUAUAGUAAUAAAUAUAGUUGGGUUUUUUUUGCUACUGAGAGUGAAACCUCCUGUCAGUGCAUCAUUGUAAAGCAUGCACCACUUAUUUUUAAAUAUCAUUUUUUAUAUAUGUAUAACUUUUCCAUAGUUUUAUUGCUGACAUUCAAGAAUGGGUCAUUGAAUUUGCAGUUUGUGUCCAUAAUUGUUCCCUUCCGUCUGUCUAUUUAGAGCAGGGGUGUCCAUAGUGUUUUUUAUUGGCAUAUUUAAGAAAAUAAAUUUUUAUUGAAAUGUAUUACACUACUAUGCUUUUUGACCUUUAACACAAAGCUGUUUUGUUGGGCAAACCUAGCAUAUGUUGACCUACAGUUUUAGCAUCUUAUGUACAAAAAAUGGCCCCUGCAUCCUUUAAUUUGUAUGUAUGAAAAGGUUUGGACACCCCCGGUAUAGAGUUUCACUUGUACUGUAAUAUUGAUUAGUUUUCUGCUACUGACCAUUAUAUGGUCUAUAUAUAUAUGAAAGCUAUACGUUGAAAA
Nerophis lumbriciformis (worm pipefish) is the source of this 2323-nucleotide messenger RNA. The record is from RefSeq and is a predicted model, not a curated record. Lineage: Eukaryota; Metazoa; Chordata; Actinopteri; Syngnathiformes; Syngnathidae.